Phoenix dactylifera (date palm) is the source of this 768-nucleotide messenger RNA. Lineage: Eukaryota; Viridiplantae; Streptophyta; Magnoliopsida; Arecales; Arecaceae. The record is from RefSeq and is a predicted model, not a curated record.
GAAUGCACCAAUUGAACGGCCAAGAUACAUCAAGAACUUGGGGUCCACUGUCGGUAUCGUUCGCCGGAAGGCAACGCCCCUGUAGGGUAAACCCUGCACAAAACCCUCCUCUUCUUCUUCGCAGGCGCGCAGCUCCGAAGACGCAACGAAAAGAGAAGGAGAGAAAAAUGUCCGCUGCUUCUCUCCUGUUCCGAUCAAGGGUUUCGGCUCGGACCAUUUCGAUGGCUCUGAGGCCCUCCAAGAAAGCGAUCCAAUUCGAAAUAUCUCAAUCGACGUCGAGCUCAUGCUCGCAGAUCUCGUCUCCCAGGAGGCGCAUUUCUUGCAUUUCGAGGUCAGCGACGUGUUCGAGCUGUUUGGUGUCGAUGCUGCCUCUCCACAGCGCGAUUGCUUCUGCUCGUCUGCGAUCGGUCCUCUCCGCGGAGUCACAAAGUUGGGGAAUGAUUCCGCAAGGCAUCUCCAUGCCUUUAUGACGGCACAUGGCGGUCAUCUUGCCUGGCACUAGACACUUCUCUGUUGGGCAGGGGACAGAACUGCAUGUUGUAUUUGCUCGCUUCUCAUACUUCGGAAACUAUUAUUCAAAUUCAUGAAGGCUUUGUUGGUAUUGUAUGAAGACAUUUUAUUUUUUUUGGAUUCUCAUAUUCUACUAUAAACUGUUUCUCUGCUCUUAUACUCACUUUGGUAUGGAAAGCAGUCAUUGCCAUUUUGAAUAACUAAAUACAUUAUAGGAUUUGAUGAAAGAUAGCUGAAACAAUUGGUUCAAAUAAGCAA